AUGAAGUCAUUAUUGUCUAUUCUGUCACAUGUGGUUCAUGGGUAUGUGGGAAACAGGGCUACAGUUUUCCCCUUGCAAUAUGCUGGAUGGGAUGUCGAUGCCAUCAACACCACCAAUUUUUCUAAUCAUCCCGGAUAUGGAUCAUUGAGUGGGACCGCGUCCACGCCAGAGGCAAUACAAGAUAUAAUUUUGGGAUUGAAGCAGAUCCUUGAUUUCAAUAAUGUUUACGAUAUUAUCUUAACAGGCUAUACUCCCAAUGCUGAAGUUUUAAAAAUAAUAAAGAGUGAAAUUGAACAAGCCAUUACCAAGUCUCGCAAUAAGCCUCAUUGGAUAGUCGAUCCCGUGUUGGGGGAUAACGGUAAACUAUAUGUCAAAGAAAACUUGAUACCAGUUUACCGCGGCAUCUUUGCAAGUGGUUUAGUGGAGUUAACCACACCCAAUCAAUUUGAGUUUGAAACGCUAAGUGGAGUAACAAUUGUCGAUUGGCCAACUGUUAAGAAUGCAAUCCAUGAGUUUCGUAGGCUAUAUAAGGUAAAUAAUAUUGUGAUAUCCUCAGUAUCCAUUAAUGGCCAUUUAUAUUGUGUUGGAUCUUCUAAGGAAAGUAUUUUUUAUAUUUCUAUUGAACAAAUUGGCUGCAGUUUUAAUGGUUGUGGAGAUUUGUUUACCGCAUUACUCGCAGACGAAUAUUACAACGAGGAGUAUGUUUUGAGUCCACAGAUGUUAUCCAAAGUACUUUACAGAUUACACAAGAUCUUAGAGUUUAGUUACAAUGAUAUUCUUAAACGUAUCGGACAAAUUCCGACAGUGGUGAAGGAUAUCAGAGUCGUGGCAGCCAAAGAAUUUCUUACAACAGAUUAUAAACUAGACACUGAUGUAGUAUAUUUAUAG
Candida dubliniensis CD36 is the source of this 888-nucleotide messenger RNA. Its product is annotated as putative pyridoxal kinase. The transcript has a single exon. Gene Ontology annotation, cellular component: cytosol. Gene Ontology annotation, biological process: pyridoxal 5'-phosphate salvage. The record is from RefSeq and is a predicted model, not a curated record. NCBI's taxonomy places the organism in Eukaryota, Fungi, Ascomycota, Pichiomycetes, Serinales, Debaryomycetaceae. The coding region runs from base 1 to 888 and encodes 295 amino acids. Gene Ontology annotation, molecular function: pyridoxal kinase activity.